AUGUAUAAUCUGAUCAUUUUAUUACUUAUAUUUUUACUCAAUGAAGUUCCUCCUUAUUUUGGGUAUUUUACCCUUUAUAUUCAAGUUCUCAGCCGCAGGUUAGUUAAUAUUAGAGGUAAUUAUAUUUGUACACAUUACCAUCUAAAGUGUCCACAGGCAAUGUUGGAUCUACCUCUACUGUUGGUCAAUCACCAGUUAAUGGAGCUCCAGGAUUAUCUCCGCCGACCGCUCCUGGUAUUUUUAUCUUUUUUAUUAUUUUUUAAAUUGACAGUUGUGAGGCAAAAGGAGUUAUUCGUGGCACGAAAAUACAAGAAUUACUCAACGGCUACCGUCAACCCCGUAUACGUUAGAAAUCAGGAAUUGUGA
Messenger RNA from Theileria annulata, 366 nucleotides. RefSeq lists its product as uncharacterized. The record is from RefSeq and is a predicted model, not a curated record. The transcript is spliced from 4 exons. The coding region runs from base 1 to 366 and encodes 121 amino acids. Lineage: Eukaryota; Apicomplexa; Aconoidasida; Piroplasmida; Theileriidae.